Messenger RNA from Mustela erminea (ermine), 2947 nucleotides. Its product is annotated as ADP-ribosylation factor-binding protein GGA1-like. Gene Ontology annotation, biological process: vesicle-mediated transport; intracellular protein transport. The record is from RefSeq and is a predicted model, not a curated record. The transcript has a single exon. The coding region runs from base 17 to 799 and encodes 260 amino acids. Lineage: Eukaryota; Metazoa; Chordata; Mammalia; Carnivora; Mustelidae. Gene Ontology annotation, cellular component: trans-Golgi network. Gene Ontology annotation, molecular function: small GTPase binding.
GUGAGCAGUGGUCUGGAUGACCUGGAUCUCCUGGGGAAGACACUCCUGCAGUAGUCACUGCCCCCAGAGCCCCAGCAAGUGUGGUGGGAGAAGUAGCAGCCAGCACCCCUGGCUCACACUUCAGGACCUGCAGAAUAAAAACAACUGCAGCUCGCCUAGCUCCGGCACCCCCGGCCUCUUCCACGCUGCCUCCCCUGAGCCCCCUGGGCCUCUGCAGCAGCCCACGAUGACUGAGCUCUCGCUGGCCAGCAUCACUGUGCCCCUGGAGUCCAUCAAACCCAGCAGCAUCUUGCCACUGACGGUGUAUGACCAGCAUGGCUUCCAGGUCCUCUUCCACUUUGCCCAAGACUGGCUGCCUGGGCACUUAGACGUGCUGGUGUUGGUGGUUUCCAUGCUGAGCACUACGCCCCAGCCCAUCUGCAACAUCGUUUUCCAGUCAGCUGUCCCCAAAGUGAAAGUGAAGCUGCAGCCCCCCUCAGUCACAGAAGUGCUGGCGUUUAACCCCAUUGUCCACCCCUCAGCCAUCACCGAGGUCCUACUCCAACCUCCAGAAGGAGAAGGUUUUGCUCUGCUACAAGCUUCUCUUCAUCAUGGGCAACCAGACCUACAACAAGAUGUCGGAUGUGGACCAGAUCCCCUCACCCGAGACCUGGGGGAGCCUCUAGAACAGAGAGCUGGAGGGGAGAGAAAGGGGCAGCAGGACUGGGCACCAUCUAGCCUGGGUGGGAGGCUGUGGUGUCCUAGGAUACCCUUUGUUCCCAUGGCGAGAUCCCCUGGGCCUCUCCCCUGGAGAGGAUGAGGGCUUCUCCCCUCAUCCCUGUGGCCCCCCUUCUUCCUUGUCCCCCUCCCCUGCGGAGCUGAACCCAGCAGGAGGCUGGGCCUGAGUUUGCACUGCUGGGGACCUUCACCACAGUGGGGAGCCUGGAGCAGGGAGCAGCUGCAAGGUCCUAGAAGGACCUGGGGUCAUGGCCGGAAGCGUGGCUGUCAGGCGGGGGCCAGGACCUCAGGCCCAGCCCUGACCCAGCCUGAGAUGGGGUCAUCCCCACUUGUCUCAUGCCUUAUGGGAAGGCCCAGCCAUAACUUGGGGGGCCAUGCUGGUGCGGGAACCAGCUCAGGCCUUCUCCAUAGGAACUGGAUGACUGGGGGGAGGGUGAAGCCUGCUCCCCCAGCUCUUUGCACUCUGUGGUGUGAGGUUUGACUCUUUGCUUUUCUUUCUCAUUGGCCCUGUGGUCACCAUCUCAGGAGGCCCAGCUGGGGGAGCCCCCCACGGUCCCCACUCCUCAUAGGGGUUUCACUCCACCCACAUGCCCCCUUUGCCGUCAGGCCUCCUGAGGGGCUAUGGAGGCUGUGGCUGCUGGCCCAGAGGUUGUGGCAGAGCCAGGUGCCACAGCUGGGGCCUCCAGGGCUCCUGGCCAAGGGAGGCCCUGCCCUGGAGUUCCUCAGUGCAUCUCCUUCAGUUGCCAGCCUCUGCUGGGGCCUCCCGUGGGCGCCUCCCCUCUGCCCAUCCAUCUGUCCACGUCCGAGUGGGGUCGGUGUGUGAGUGAGAACAGAAGUAUUUAUGGACAUAAAAAUGUCCUUUUUUCCUGGAAAAAAAAAAAGAAAGUUAAUCCAUAAAAUGAGCUUAGAAAAGUGCAUGGCACAUGGAUCCCAUCAUAUAGCAUUAGCUGUUAUCUUUGUGCCAAUGGCCUACUUGACUCCUCGCUACAAUUAUGAGGAAGCUUCUAUCACAAUCUCCGCUUUACAGCUGGCAAGAUGAGGCCUAGAGAGUUUAAAGGUCUUGCCUGUGGUCCUACAAAGUCCUGUGUUGUAGCAGCUCUUCCCCUCGGACCCACAACUAACCCUCGGGCCCUGUGAGUCUCAAAUCUUCAUGAGGCCCCACAGUCUGCAGGGCUCCAAGCCUCCAUCCAUCUACUCUUUCAGGAGGCUGUCAGGCACCUUUCUGCAUCUUGUCAAAGCUGGAGGCCAUUGGCUGCUCCGGCAUGCUGGCACUUGAGCCGGGUCCCUGACCUCUCACCAGCUUCUCAGGGACUAAGUCUGUGCGUCUGUUCCCUUCUCUGUUCUUGGUGGAGAAACACUUCUGACCCACAGUUAACUCUGCUGUUGGUAUGGUCAAGACAGUAACCCCAGCUCAUGCCUAGUGGGGGUGGAGGGCCAGGAACUUCAAGUGAAGUGAAGUAUGAGGCAUGGCAAUCAGGGAGGCCCUGUUGCCCAGGGACCAGGUCAGACGGAAUUGUGGGCCUGGGCCUGGUGACCCUGAGAUAGAGGACAUUCAGAUCUUGACAAGAAACAGACCAGCAGGGUGGCCUUGGCUAGUCCCUCAACUUCUUUGGACCUGUUUUUCUCAUCUGUACAAUGGGAGGAAAGUCCAGUUCCCAGGAAUGUGGUGAGAUAAAAUAACACAUAGUAUGCAAGAAUAAUAUGCAUUUAGAUGACUAUAAGUAAUAACAUGGAAUUGCCAAAUUGAUUUAGACAGGAAUUCCGGGCAAUAUAGACUUGUCUCUUUUUAGGUUUUGAUCCCUUUUAAAAAUGUCAUUCUUUGCCUUCCCUUAGUAAAGCUGUUCUUGUUUUUUGUUUUGUUUUGUUUUAGCAGCUCUUUCGUGUUUUGACUGAGCUACAGAGAUUAAGGGAACUAUAUUCGGGCCACGAACUGGUCAUUGUGAUGAGGGGCUGCCAAGGACCCAGGCAGAUAUGGGGAGCAUUCCUCUUAGCUGGGCCCUAGAGUAGGAAACAGGAAAGACUGAUGAGGUGACUCUGCUGGGGCAAAAUAUGGAGCAAGGGCCAGUUUGUCUAGUUUCUCUGUGUCUCAGGGUGGAGGACACAGUGAGUCAACUCCCUCAUUCCCCACUUCCUCCCCCAUCCCUUCCCUCCCCCUCCUCCCCUCCUCCAGAGAGCCUCCCUGCAUUGUAGAGGCAGGAAGGCUGAAAUUCCAUUUUCCAGGACCCCUUAU